AUGAAACUGGAAUAUGGUUGUGCUGCCAUGUCGACGACACCUCAAAAGAAGUUGAUGUGCUAUUGUUAUUCCGGUGGUGAGCGCAUGGUGAAUGGAGAUGGUGUGUUAGGGAAAUAUUCGGGUGGUGUUUCUGAAGCCACAAUCAUCGAAGAGGGCAUAUCAUUUGACGAGUUAGUUACAAAAGUUUGCUCCCGUAUGGAUAUUAGCCACGAGGGGAAGACUUUAUUUUAUAGUACUUCUAGGGACAAGUCAAAGCAUUUGCGUAUUAGGGAUGAAGAUGGUGUUGCUAUGUUGUUCCAUUUAAAUGAUGAUGAGGUUGACAUUUAUGUACAAGAAGAUACUGUUAAUCAUUUGCCUUGCAACUUAAGCAGCAGGGAGUCAAACUUCUUAAGUUGUAGCCCCUCUACUGGUGGUGGAGGAACUUGUUCUCAUAGUGAAGGUAGCCUGGCUGUUUGCCACGAAAUGGGUUUGGUGCCAUACUCCCAACAACGAGGUGAAGACAUCCUAACUGGGGACGGCCAAUUGUUUGACAACCCCAGCCUCUUUAAGAAGGCAGUUAUUUUAUUUUCUGUGUUGAACAAGUUCACAUUCAAGUAUUUGGACAAUAGUCGUUCAUAUUAUAGGUUGGUUUGCGUCAUUGAUGGUUGUCCAUGGAAGCUAACGGCUAGAUCGCAAGGCAAGUCUGAACUUAUUAGAGUGAUCAAGCUGAACAACGAACAUUUGCACACUGCACACGACACGGCUUCUUUCAAACCAAGGAUUCGGGCAAAAGAGAUGGGUAUGAUUUUCAAGGACAAACUACUUGUGCAGCCCAAGCUCCUCCCGAGGAGCAUAUGCAAGGACUUUGAGUUAGCGUUCCAUAGUCCCCUAACUUACUCGCAGGGAUGGAGGACUAAGGAACGUGCCCGUAAAUUGAUAAGUAGCCCAAUUUCGAUGACGUAUCACUUAGUGCCGUGGAUGUGUGAACGACUUAUACAAUCGAUUCCAAAUACAAGGGCAGUUUGGACUUCGAAUGUGGAUGGCAAGUUCAGCCAACUUUUUGUCGCUUAUGGUUGUAGCAUUACGGGCUUCUUGUCGGGAUGUCGACCCAUGUUGUUUAUUGAUGCCUGUUUCUUGACUGGUCCUUAUCGAGGUAGUUGCAUGUCUGCAGUCGCGUAUGAUGCGAAUGAUCAGUUGUUCCCCGUUGCAUAUGCUGUUGUAUCAUCUGAGAAUUAUGAGGAUUGGCUAUGGUUCAUGCAGAAUUUGAAGGAAACUGUUGGCGAUAAAGCAAUUGUGUUAGUCACCAACCGCAAUAUUUCGUUGUUAAGGGCAGUGAACGAGGUGCUUGGCGAGGAAUUUAACGCAUGGUGUGUUCGCCACGUGAAGGAGAAUUUUAGUAAGUUUGCCACCGGAAAAGGAUUGAGGGGGAACCCAAAGAGUUCUGCAUUGGACCUCUUCACAAAAAUUGCGUAUGCAAGAGAUCAUCGACUCUAUGGGGUGUACAUGACCAAAUUAUUUGGUGUGUCACCUGAGUUGGCAAAGUGGGUUGAAGACAAUGGUCCACAACACUGGUCAAAUGCCUUUUUUCCGCACCGGAGGUGGAACAAAUUGUAUACGAAUAUUGUUGAAAGCUUCAACAAUUGGAUAUUAAAACUGAGAGACUUGGACAUCAUUCAAUUCAUCAAGGGGCACGUGAACAUAACUUCUGAAUUGAAUGGUUGA
Rhododendron vialii is the source of this 1701-nucleotide messenger RNA. RefSeq lists its product as uncharacterized. The transcript has 2 exons. NCBI's taxonomy places the organism in Eukaryota, Viridiplantae, Streptophyta, Magnoliopsida, Ericales, Ericaceae. The coding region runs from base 1 to 1701 and encodes 566 amino acids. The record is from RefSeq and is a predicted model, not a curated record.